AUGUCCCUUCUCACCUCCUUCAUCCUCUUCUUCACUCUCCCCAUCUUCACCCUAUCCACCAAACUCACCACCCGAACUACCGCCCCCGACAACUGCAUCAUCGUCGACCAAACCAACACCACCAAUAACACCAGCACCGUAUACAAAACCAUCGCCGCCGCCCUCGAAAGCCUCCCCUCCUCUAUCUCAUCAGCAUGCAUCUACAUCGCCUCCGGCACUUACGAAGAACAACUCGUAAUCAAGUACCGUGGCAACUUGACCAUCCUCGGUGAAACCAACGAUACAACCACCUACGCGCAUAACACGGUGACCAUCACACAUACGAUCUCAUCUCCCGAGGCCGGCUCGCUGGUCGAUAGCGCUACAGUGGCGGCUGAGAGCGAUGGGCUGAAGCUGUAUAAUAUCAACGUCGUGAAUGGGUUUGGGGCCGGGGCGCAGGCUGUUGCACUCUCCGCGAAAGGCGACAGAAUGGGCUUUUAUGCUUGCCAAUUCAUCGGCUAUCAGGAUACGUUGUAUGCGAAAGAUGGAACGCAAUAUUAUAAGAACUGUUAUAUCGAAGGAGCCGUCGACUACAUCUUCGGCGCCGCAUCCGCCUACCUCUCAACCUGCACCAUCAUCUCCACCGGCAAAGGCUUCAUAACCGCCAUGUCACGACAACUCGAAUCCGACCCGGCCUGGUACGCAUUCGACUCAUGCACGAUCAGCGCCGCACCGGGGCUCGAAGACGAGUUAGCAGGAAAGGUGUAUCUGGGACGACCAUGGCGGGUCCUCGCGAGAGUAAUCUAUCAAAAUUCUGAACUUAGUGGCAUUAUUAAUGAAGCAGGAUGGACUACGAUGGCAGAGGGCGCAACGCCGCUGUUCUAUGAAUAUGGCAAUCGAGGAGAGGGAGCGGAUACGGGGAAAAGGGUUUGGGAGAGUGAGAUCGACGGGGAGGUGGCAAGGGAGGUGGUGUUAGGGGAAGAUUGGGAGGAGUGGGUGGAUAUUGAGGGGGGAUGGAUUUAA
Messenger RNA from Aspergillus affinis, 1002 nucleotides. It is a transcript of the gene pmeA, whose product is annotated as putative pectin methylesterase. The record is from RefSeq and is a predicted model, not a curated record. The coding region runs from base 1 to 1002 and encodes 333 amino acids. The transcript is spliced from 3 exons. Gene Ontology annotation, biological process: cell wall modification. Gene Ontology annotation, molecular function: pectinesterase activity. Lineage: Eukaryota; Fungi; Ascomycota; Eurotiomycetes; Eurotiales; Aspergillaceae.